CAAUGCACAAGUCAUAAUCAUUGUCUGAGCUAAAAAACGUGGUUUAUGGUUCAAAUGAUCCUGUUAGGAACUAGUCCACCAAUGAUAAGUUCUUUUCCUAGAACUAUAUAAUGAAAUUUUUCCAGCAUGCUCUAUAUAUUAUCGAGUUCGUGUUUGAAUGAAAUAUGCUACAACUCAUGUGGUAGAACAGGCUUGCUCUAUGUGUUGUUAUACUUUAACAUCAAAUUAUGCAAUCGAAAAAAUCAUCCCUGGAUAGCUCUUCUAGCCUUGACUGCAAAAACGUUGCAAGAAAGUUAGCAGAACAUCUUACGUUUCCCGUUAAAAGCAUAAUGUAUUGUGUCAAUAUACAACCCUGGCAUGCUAUUAUGACUGACGGUAAAAAGGGAGUUUCCUUGUUGAUCUCGCUACGAAUGAAAUCAUAACUGAUGUAUUGUUGGAGAAUGACUGCUAAAACCCCCACUGCUGUGUUUUAGAUGUUAAUGCAGUUGAGACAGCAGUAGUUGUGUUGCUUGCUUCAUAACAGGAACUUCUUUUUUUGUUCAUGCAUGAAAUUCUGUAAUAUAUUCCAAGAAGCAUGAUCUUGUUCCUGAAUAUCGAAAUUUAAAUACUGGUUGAGAAUAAGCUUUUAGUGGAGGAAACUGGGGGUAGUGCCCAGGUUGCUUCAGCUUAGUUAAACAACAGCAGCAUCAACCUGCAGCACAAGAAAUAUGAGCUCAAUUUCAAUCAUUUGUGGUUAACCAGUAUGUGGUUAAAGUUUUGAUAGAAUUUGUUCUGUUAUGUCAAUUGAGAAGGAUGCACCCCUUUCCCUGGUGAUUGAUAUCAUUAUCAAGCAAGGUCUCUUUCAGUCAAGGUAUGAAAUUCAAGCCUUUAGACUUGAAAGUAUAGCACAUGGAACAGGUGCACCUGUUGAUGAACUACAGGUUGAAGGGGUUUCUAGUCAUAGCGAUUUGAGGAAGAUUUUCUCUUCACUUGCUUCUGAUUCUAGUGAAGACAGUAUUUUCCCUACAACAUUCAAGAAAGUUGAUAAAAUUCUCCACGAGAUGAAGGAAAAAGUUGGGUUAGGUGGUCCCAAUCCAAAACAUGAAGUUGAAUUAAGUAAAGAUUCAUCAUCACAUACUCGUACCAACGAAAAUGUGCAUCAUCAAGAAUAGAUGUUCCUGAUUAUGGAGAAGAAAAAAACAAGGUUUCAAAUGGCUCAUACAAUGUAAAUGUUAUGGCUUCCGCUUGCCAAAUGGAACAAACAACAAUAUUCCUACACAAAGCUAUGUUGUUGCAGAGCUUAGACAGAUUGGUGGUGGUGACCAUGAUGUAGGACUAUUUGGCAUAUUUGAUGGCGCAAUGAACUAUCAAACUCCUGCAUACUUGCAGUCGUAUCUCUUUAAGAACCCCCAUGACGAGUGGAUGCUGGUGUCGGGCAAUUCUCGUGCAAUUAUAUGUUGUAAGAAUGGUAUGGCUAAGCAACUAUCUGUAAAUCAUGAUCUUCUUAAUAAAAUGGAAAGAGGAGCACGUAAACAGAGAGUUUCAUAUUUGCUGAUAACGAGACAUUUUGAAUUGUUUGUUGACACGGACAAGGUCAAGGAAAACAUUUGAAAUUAUUUCAAUA
Messenger RNA from Prunus persica (peach), 1603 nucleotides. RefSeq lists its product as uncharacterized. The coding region runs from base 777 to 1151 and encodes 124 amino acids. The record is from RefSeq and is a predicted model, not a curated record. The transcript has 3 exons. Lineage: Eukaryota; Viridiplantae; Streptophyta; Magnoliopsida; Rosales; Rosaceae.